GUUGGUUAUAAAGCCAAACGUAUCACAUUAUCAAAAAUGUGUUAUGGAUUAUUGUUAUGAAAUUGUUGAUAACCCUACUCAAAGUAGAUAUAUUGUAUUAGAAAACGAUUAUUUCACAUUAAAUACAGAAAAUAUCAAAAAUGUCAAGUUUGAUUAUGAAUGUCGAAAUUAUAUUAUGUGUGAACUCAGCAGAAAAUGUCCUGAACGAUAUUAUAUGAAAAUGAUCGAUUGUUGUUUUGAAGAUGAUUUUGAAUUUAAAGAUGGUAUAUUUUACAAUAAACGAAAACCUUAUAUGUUUUUUACUAAUAACUAUGUACCAGAUUUAAAUAACAUAGCAAUAAAUAGUAUUAUGGAAAAUUACGAUGACAUAAAUAUUGAUAAUAUGAUUUCUAUUGUUGCUUCUAAAAAAUGUCACCAAGAUUUUUUUAUUAUUAAUAAUGGAAAAGGAAAAUAUACGAGCUGCAAUAUGCACACACGACAUCUUAAUUAUUUCGAAGAAGAAGAUAAAGACAUGAUCAUUGAAGAACUUUAUGAAAAUCCAGAUUUUGUUAUUAAGAAACGCCACUUGUCCGUCUCUACUAUAAAAGAAAAUGUUAAUUAUUGCAUGUCUCUUGAUACAGGUGAUAUUCUGACUACUUAUUUUGAUCAAAUUGCUGCUACAACAGAAGGGAAUGAUUUUGUCGUCCAAUUUGUUAUUUCGGAUGACGAAAUAUUUAUCAAGCAUGAGGGUAAAUACAUUGAUGGAAACGAAAUGUUAUUAACGAACGACAAGCCAGAAAUUGGAUUUACAUUGCUUCAAGAUAAUGAAGGAUACUAUAUUAUUAAAUUUAAAGAAAAAUAUAUAAAUAUUGAAUGGUUUAAGUCUGCAUAUGGUGGGAUAAUUUUUAAAGAAAAUUCAUGGACCCGAUUUAGUAUUGUUGAGUCCUAAUAGCACAUGUUUUUGGCU
Molecule: messenger RNA, 946 nt
Organism: Umbelopsis ramanniana AG
Lineage: Eukaryota; Fungi; Mucoromycota; Umbelopsidomycetes; Umbelopsidales; Umbelopsidaceae
Exons: 1
Coding region: 44-928 (294 amino acids)
Source: RefSeq, a predicted model, not a curated record